Molecule: messenger RNA, 828 nt
Organism: Protopolystoma xenopodis
Lineage: Eukaryota; Metazoa; Platyhelminthes; Monogenea; Polystomatidea; Polystomatidae
Source: the annotation of a GenBank genome assembly
AUGCUUGUCUUUGUGAUGGAUCUGCUUUUUGUGAGUAUGGCUCGACGAGCUUACCUGUUAGCAGGUGGCUGCAAAGCCUCGAACUCUACUUCUCGGACUCUGCCCCUUUCGACUUGUGGUUCAUCGGCCCUCCGCUUGUUCUUCUUCAGCCCUUUGGGUGGCAUAGGAAACGACCAUUCCACUGCUCCGAGGGGAAGUCUUGAUGACGGCCUCCCAUCCCAUCCCAUCCGUUACUUGAUCGGUUCAGCACAAAUUGUGCAGACAGCCUCGACGAUUUUGCUCUGUGCUCUCGCGUCCGCACGCGAAUAUUGUCUGCGGCAGAUUGGUCGCUGUCUUUCUUUGUGCUGUUUGUUGUCUUUUGUGCCAUUUUCUCUUGUCUCUUGUCUACUGUCCUUCGUCGACCUGCUCGACCAACCAGAAAGCAGACUGGGGUCAUUGCCUGUUUGCUAUUCACGGUGUACAUUUCUGCCAUCCACACAUCAAUGCGCGCGGGCACGCCGGCACGCUGGCACGCCGGCACGCUUGCACACUGUGCGUCCACGUCUGUCGCGCUGUCUGCCCUUUGCUGUCUCUGUUCUCUUCGUGACUCGCCUGCGCACGCACACCUGCUCAUGCGUCCGCCUGCCGCCUGCCGCCUGCCGCCUCGAGCAUCCUUCAAGUUGCCUGUUGCACGCGCCGGCGCUCCUUUGCCGCCCUCGUACGCGCGACACAAGCACACAUGCACACACUCGACUCUGCCUCGGUCUGUGUCGUUCUUUGGGGCAAAUCGCGGUCGCCGCCGCCGCUGCCGCUCGAUUCUUUCAAAUUCGCCCCGAAGGACGACAGGUG